Salvelinus namaycush (lake trout) is the source of this 2525-nucleotide messenger RNA. Its product is annotated as alpha-parvin. Gene Ontology annotation, molecular function: actin binding. The transcript has 13 exons. Gene Ontology annotation, biological process: cilium assembly; establishment or maintenance of cell polarity; substrate adhesion-dependent cell spreading. Gene Ontology annotation, cellular component: actin cytoskeleton; cytoplasm; focal adhesion. Lineage: Eukaryota; Metazoa; Chordata; Actinopteri; Salmoniformes; Salmonidae. The record is from RefSeq and is a predicted model, not a curated record. The coding region runs from base 154 to 1296 and encodes 380 amino acids.
UCAAAUAACAGGGAGAAGUCGGAUGGCUGCGCAAAUACUUGGAAUUCCGGUUCCGUCGUUGUCUAUUCCGUAAACUUUGACAAGCAGAAAGUUGUGUUUCUAUGAUAGGCUACAACAGUCUCAAUAGCUUGAAUAUCCAGUAAUAAACUGGAAAUGGCUUCUUCGCCACAGAAAUCACCUUCUUCUCCCAAAUCUCCGACUCCAAAAUCACCACCUUCAAGAAAAAAAGAUGACUCUUUCCUCGGAAAACUUGGGGGAACUUUGGCCAGAAGAAAAAAGGCAAAAGAAGUGUCUGAGCUCCAGGAGGAGGGCAUGAAUGCCAUCAACCUGCCACUCAGCCCCAUCCCCUUUGAGCUGGACCCAGAGGACACCAUGCUGGAGGAGAAUGAGGUCCGCACCAUGGUUGACCCUAACUCCAGGAAUGACCCCAAACUGCAAGAACUGAUGAAGGUACUCAUAGACUGGAUCAAUGAUGUGCUGGUGGGGGAGAGAAUCAUUGUCAAAGACCUGGCUGAGGACCUCUACGAUGGGCAGGUUCUGCAGAAACUAUUUGAGAAGCUGGAGGGUGAGAGGCUGAAUGUGGCUGAGGUGACCCAGUCUGAGAUAGCCCAGAAGCAGAAGCUGCAGACAGUUCUGGAGAAGAUCAACGACACUCUGAAGGUCUCAAUCAGAAACAUCAAAUGGACCAUUGACUCUGUCCAUGCUAAAAGCAUCGUGGCCAUUCUCCAUUUAUUGGUGGCGCUGUCUCAGCACUGCCGCGCCCCCAUCCGCCUACCUGAUCAUGUGUCCAUUCAAGUUGUGGUUGUACAGAAACGGGAGGGGAUCCUGCAGUCUCGCCAGGUUCAGGAAGAGAUCACAGGGAACACGGAGGCUCUAUCAGGAAGACAUGAGCGAGAUGCGUUUGACACCUUGUUUGACCAUGCACCAGACAAGCUGAAUGUGGUGAAAAAGACUCUGAUCACCUUUGUGAACAAGCACUUGAACAAGUUGAACCUGGAGGUGUCUGAAUUGGACACACAGUAUGUUUUUCUACCUGUCAUGCAGUUUGCUGAUGGUGUGUACCUGGUGUUACUGAUGGGACUGCUUGAGGGCUACUUUGUUCCUCUCUUCAACUUCUUCCUAACGCCAGAGCAUUUUGACCAAAAGGUGCACAAUGUGGCUUUCUCCUUUGAACUGAUGCAAGAUGGCGGCCUGGAGAAACCCAAGCCACGAGCAGAGGAUAUUGUGAACUGUGACCUGAAGUCUACUCUGAGGGUGCUCUACAACCUCUUCACCAAAUACAGAAAUGUGGAAUAAAGAUGGGAACUUCACCGUUCAUUCAGUUAUAUCGACGUAUCUAUCAAGCAAAUGCCCUGUUUAGAUCUAUAUUUCAGGGCAAACACGAUCCAUCUAAUAGGGAGAGCACACCUGUGUUAGCUGUGUCCUGCUGAAGGCUCACUAAAACACCAGUACAGCACAGUAUGUUGUAAAGUAUUUGGAUAUGAAAAGACAGAUAUAUUUCAGUAUUAUUGAAGGUUAACUUAAUGAAUUAUUGAUUAUGCCGUCGUAUUGUUGAGUCAUUGCCAUGUUGAAUUGUUCUUGCCCAUGUCAUUCCGGGCCGACACCGUUUGAAGUCUACUUGGAUUCACUUGCAACUACAUGGAGGAUCAGAAUAUUGAUGUAUGGAAUGUAUGACAGCUGGGUUUGUGCUUAUCAAAGUAUUUACUUCCAUCUUUUGAAAGAAGUCAGAAGUUUUGAAUUGGCUCAGAAUGUUUUUGAUUGUUGUGCUUAAAGCAGUGGGACCACAUAGAGUACGCACUAUUCAUUUAUAUACUGUCACGCUGCAUAUCUUUACCUUUGUUUGGUUUAGGUCUAAUAUGAUAUAUUUUAAUACUGGUCAUUGUGCUUUAAAAAUAGUCUACCUUUAGUGACAUUUUGGCUCAUCAUUUACCAAAGAUAGUAUUUUAGAUAAAUUAUAUGAAGCUGUUAGUCUUAAAAAUAUUUUGUACUUAUCCAAAGCAUGAUGUAUGGCUAAUUUUGACUAUUUGUUUAUAAUCUAUUCAUAAAAAAAGGUUUGCAAAGUAAUGUUCCAGAGCAGUGUUUACUAAAACUACAGAACAGCAAGACCCCAGUACAGAGUGCCAGUUUCUUUCUUUUUUUAUGUCAAGAGCGGAGUAUGAAUUCAAACGAUAAAACAUACACUAUAUUCAACAGACCUAGCUAGUAGUGCUGAGAAUGUAGUGUGGGAGUUUGACCAAAAUUGAUUCCGUUGUGUACUUUAAUUUGAAGGUCGUAAUAAUUUCUUUCUAUGUUGUGGUCUGAGUGUAGGUUUGAUUAUGAGCCUUGUGCUGUAGCAAACUUGUGGCAUUCCUUCCCAUGAAAACGUGUAUGCUCUGUAUUGUUAAUAUGCUAUAUCAUCAAUUGAAAUAUAGAAGAGCACAAGAAAAUGUGGCGCAGCGGUCUAAGGCACUGCAUCUCAGUGCUAGAGGCGUCACUACAGACACCCUGGUUCGAAUCCAAGCUGUAUCACAACCAGCUGUGAUUGG